CCAUCAAACAGAGCCUUCUUUCAUUUAUGAAACAAUCAGUAUCCCUUACUCUGUCCCUCUUUUUUUCUAUCUUCGACACAGUAAACACCUGGGAUUGAUUCGUCCCGUCCACCGUGUGCCUCUAAAUGUCUGCAAACCCUCGGACAGUGAACACAUUUUGGUUAUUUUAAAUAUAUAGUGCUGCAGUGGCUUUAGGAAAGAUUGCACCUCUUUCUCUGGACACUGGAAACCAGCCCCUCCAUGGCUCUGCAGGUCUUGGGAAUCACUCUUUCAAUGAUCGGCUUUGCAGGAACCAUCAUCAUCUGUGCUCUGCCCAUGUGGAAGGUGACGGCCUUCAUCGGCACAAACAUUGUGGUGGCUCAGGUCUUCUGGGAGGGUCUGUGGAUGACGUGUGUGUACGAGCGCAUCGGUCAGAUGCAGUGUAAACUCUAUGACGCGCUGCUGGAUUUGGAUCCUUUCCUGCAGGCUUCUCGUGGGCUGAUCGUGACCUCCAUGGCUAUGGCCUGCUUGGCUUUCCUCAUCUUUCUGGUGGGGGCUGACUGCACAAACUGCCUCAGUAACCCACGAGCCAAAGCACGGAUCGUGGUGGUUUCUGGGAUCACCUUCAUGCUUUCUGGACUGACCGCAGUGGUGCCCGUGUCCUGGACGGCCGACUCCAUCAUCAGAGACUUUCACAAUCCCAUCAUCCACGAAGCGCUGAAGAGGGAGAUGGGGGCGGCGCUUUAUGUGGGCUGGGUCACUUCGGGCUUUCUGUUCGUUGGUGGGGCGGUUCUCUGCACCAGCUGCCCACCAGAGCGGCACAACUACUCACCGAGAUACACCUUAACAAAGACUGACACCCACAGCAGCUAUGCCAUAAAGAACUAUGUGUGAUAUACAACACAUGACACUAAACAGACACACUGAUCCAGUUCAAAAGUGAUAUUACACA
Molecule: messenger RNA, 931 nt
Organism: Carassius auratus (goldfish)
Lineage: Eukaryota; Metazoa; Chordata; Actinopteri; Cypriniformes; Cyprinidae
Product: claudin-4-like
Exons: 2
Coding region: 241-873 (210 amino acids)
Cellular component (GO): bicellular tight junction; membrane
Molecular function (GO): structural molecule activity
Source: RefSeq, a predicted model, not a curated record